This is a messenger RNA of Trypanosoma cruzi, 1167 nucleotides long. Its product is annotated as MP44, putative. Lineage: Eukaryota; Euglenozoa; Kinetoplastea; Trypanosomatida; Trypanosomatidae. The record is from RefSeq and is a predicted model, not a curated record. The transcript has a single exon. The coding region runs from base 1 to 1167 and encodes 388 amino acids.
AUGAAACGUGGCGUCCUGGCGUUCUGUGUCGCCGCCCCGGCAGCUGCCCGGUGUGCACUUACCGGCAGGAGAGUGGAGGACUGGGAGGCGCACAACCGUACCUUUGAGAUGCGAGUUUUUGAGCUGCUCAAGAACCGUCUGGCCUCUCCGACGGAGCCGCUGCCGGCGAAUCAAGUAUACGUAACCAUAGCGAACCCAUGUCGUCUCAUUGACGAGUUUAAUUUUGCUAAAACUACACGAAGGAUGGAUCGUCUGCGGAUUUCUCUUGGUUUUUUGCGGCGCCACAAUGUGCUUCUUCAUGGUUUGUUGUUUUACGUGAAGGAAACAAAAACUUGGAACACCACGGCGGGGUUUGGGCGACUGGCUCUAUUCGGCGAGAGUCUUCUUCGUCAUGAGGUUCGUGCCCGUACGCUUCGGCUGUUUCCAUCCAUAGAUUCCGCGACUUACGCCUCACUGACCGCCUCCAUACUGAAUGAAGAUGCAUUAUGCGCCAUUUUCGACCGGUUGAUGAUGAAGUCUCUUGUUGGAGCUAAGCCUGAGGGUAAGGACCGCGACUGGUCUUUAACAAAAGAGCAGCGCAGUAGCAUGUUGUGUGCCAUUGUAGGUGAAAUGAGUUGGUUCUCUUCUCGAACAAAGGCCACGGAUAGGACACAUAACAAUGCACUUUUCCCACCAUCUGAUGCACUCAUUCUUCAUGUGUUGUGUUGCCACGUAUUGGAGUCUCUGCCGGCGGAGCUUAUUUACACCGUUGUGGAACCACGUGUUCAUCGCCUCAAGGAGGUUUGGGUCAAUGAACCAAUGUCUAUUCCAUCACAGAUGCAUUUAAAACCCAGAACAAUUAACGCCUUGUCUUUGUCUUUGGUGAAAAAGCCUAUUUCUGAAGAGGAACGUCUUCGGAAGGUGGCAGCUCAGGCCGCCACUGUGUGUUUCCCUUCUCUUUCUUCCGAACCUGUUAUCGGGAGCUUUAUAUCAAAAAUGAAGCCGCGUUGGAACUAUAAACGUUUUGAUGAACGACGAUAUCAAAUACUGGGAGAUGACAAGCGCUGCUUUUUGCCUCUGUUUUCUUCGCCAACGCCCAGGGAUUCUGGUGCAUGUGUAGUCGUGACGCUGACGGAUGAAAGACGGAGGGAGCUAGUUUCCCCAGCGUUUAAGCCUGGCGAAGAGUAG